Terrapene triunguis (Three-toed box turtle) is the source of this 2202-nucleotide messenger RNA. RefSeq names its product cytosolic phospholipase A2 gamma-like. NCBI's taxonomy places the organism in Eukaryota, Metazoa, Chordata, Testudines, Emydidae. The record is from RefSeq and is a predicted model, not a curated record. The transcript is spliced from 16 exons. Gene Ontology annotation, molecular function: calcium ion binding; calcium-dependent phospholipid binding. Gene Ontology annotation, biological process: glycerophospholipid catabolic process. Gene Ontology annotation, cellular component: nuclear envelope; nucleoplasm; cytosol.
AUGGUGGAACCUGGGAAAGAACAGCCAAUAUUAGGACAUAGCUUUCCAUUGGGAUUGGCAGGAUACCAUCAAAACUUCAUUCCUAACUUUUCUUCCAUUGCAGGUCCACUGUACAAACUUCUGAAAAAAGGGAUUGCUUGGGCCUGGAUAGACCAGCAUGUUAAUGGAUUUGUAAAAUUGAAGCAAGCAGUAAUAAAAGCACCUGUGCUGACCACUCCAGAUCCCAGCAAACCAUAUCUCUUAGAGGUCUCUCUCAGUGCAACUGAACUUGCAAUGGCUACCACCCCCACUCUUGACAUUGGCGAGCCCCUGGAUUCAUCCACCUGCCCAGCCGCAGAUGGUACCCUGCUCGUGGCCGCCGAGACCCUGGUGGUGACAGCCGGUACCGAGCGACCGGGCCCUGAGCUCUUGGGUGCGCCCCUCUCUGAGGCGGGGCAGCCGCCUCCCUUCCUGAUUGGGGGCCCUGCCACUGAUGCCAUCGUGCCUGAUGCUGUGGUUGAGGCCUCCUCAAGGCUUCAAGCCAUUCAGUGGAGCGUGGGUCCACUGCUCUAUCUCGGCAUUUACCUUUCUGCCAUGCAUCCUUCUCCACUGGAGUACUGGCAGGAUCUGGAGGCCAGGGAUGAUAGAACUAUCCGACUUUCCCAUGAGCUCUCGAAGGGUGAGAAAGAAGCCACUGAGAACAGAAAGGCAAAAGUUCUGGAGUGCCUCAAGAGCCUUGGCAUUGCCCGUGAUGAGGAUGACAUGCCCAAUAUCGCUGUCCUAGGAUCAGGCGGAGGUCUACGGGCCAUGAUAGCCCUUCAAGGAUCCUUGGUGGAGAUGAAGAAGCAGGGCCUGUUGGACACUGUCCUGUAUCUGUGUGGGGUAUCGGGUUCCACCUGGUGAAUGUCUACCCUCUACAAAGACAAGGACUGGACAGAGAAAGUACAGGACUUGGAAGAACGCCUGUGUGAUACACUUUCCAAAUCUUCAUGGGAUCUUCAUAAGGCGUACUCUAUUGUGUGCCAGGCAGCUAAAGAUGAACUCUUCUCUCUCACUGAUGUCUGGGCCUCUUUCGUUGUCUACAAAAUAUUGAAUCAGUAUGAUCAGACCAAGUUAUCUCAACAAGACGAUGCCUCCACAAGUGGGACAAAUCCUUACCCCAUCUAUGCGGCAGUGGAAGCAAAGAUAUUGCAUAAAGCACAUGAAAACAGCCCAGGCACCUGGUUUGAAUUCACCCCUCAUGAGUCUGGCUUUCCUGGCCUGGGGGCAUUUGUGUGCACCAAAGACUUGGGAAGCAAAUUCGAGAAUGGGAAGUUGAAAGAUAACAGUGAAGAGAAAAGUAUCUGCUACCUGCAAGGUUUAUGGGGAAGUGUCUUUGGAUGCAUAGAGGAAAACAUGAAAUAUUUAAAAGAGCUUGUUCUCCAAAUAAUUUCUGGAGGACUGAGAGGAAAACAUGAGUAUGCAGUAGGUGGAGCAGAAAACACAUCAGAAAUGGCCAUGCCUCCACUUGGAGGAGGUACUCAUUGCACUUGUACACAUUGUUGGAGUGCCCUCCUCCUCCUGGAGUUUCACGGUCAUGCCUCAGCUGGGGAAGACUGCGAGGGAGUCUUUGGGAAGCUGAAGGAAGUCCUGAAAGGAAGUGUAUCGAGUGCAUGUCAAUUGUUUUGGAAAAUCUGUAUCUGUAUCUUCCACUGGAGAUGGGGGAGCACCCAUAACUUUCUGUACAAAUGUCGUGAUGCUAAAUCCACUGGCUUGGAUAAGGAUGAAGUCAUCAACCUGAUCGAUGCCGGCAUUGGCAUAAAUUCCGCUUACCCUCUUGUUCUGCGUCCAGAGAGGAAAGUGAAACUGAUCCUUUCCUUUGACUUCAGCAGUAAGGAUCCUUUCAAGACCAUCAAAAAAACUGCUGAGUACUGUGAGGCAAAUAACAUCCCAUUUCCCAAGAUAGACCCAGAAAAGCUGAAGGACACAGAUACCCCUUCCAGUUGCUACAUCUUCAGAGGGAAGGACGUUCCCACUGUCAUGCACUUCCCGCUCUUCAACAAGGAAAAUUGUCCAGGUAAAAUACAUGACUUCAGAGAGAGGUAUUCCACCUUUCAUUUUUCCUACAAAGAGGAUGAUGUCAAAGAACUCCUCAAAAGAGCGAAGAUGAACGUAUCCAACAACAAGGAGAGGAUUCGGGAGGAGAUCCAGCAGAUUGUGUCCUCCUCCACCAAGAAGUUUUAA